Rhipicephalus sanguineus (brown dog tick) is the source of this 1094-nucleotide messenger RNA. Its product is annotated as replication termination factor 2. The transcript is spliced from 8 exons. NCBI's taxonomy places the organism in Eukaryota, Metazoa, Arthropoda, Arachnida, Ixodida, Ixodidae. Gene Ontology annotation, biological process: mitotic DNA replication termination; site-specific DNA replication termination at RTS1 barrier. The record is from RefSeq and is a predicted model, not a curated record. The coding region runs from base 115 to 993 and encodes 292 amino acids. Gene Ontology annotation, cellular component: nucleus.
AUAGUAUUGUAGGAAACUCUAUGGUUUAGGCAGCAGCGAGUCUGCGGUGAUCGGGAAAUCGGGGCUGUGACAGUUUCAAUUCGCCUGUACCACGAUUUGCACAGUUCAGCUACCAUGGGAUGUGACGGUGGCACAAUCCCACGUCGCGACGAGCUCGUCAGGACCAAACAGAAGCCCGAACAGAAAGACAAAGAUGCAGAGGCCGUGGCCAAGUGGAAACACUGCGCCAUCACGCAGGAAGAACUCAGAAUGCCCAUCGUAUCGUGUGAGCUCGGCAGACUGUACAAUAAGGAAGCUGUCAUCGAACACCUUCUCAGCAAGGAUGCGACUUGCGAGGCCGCCAAGCACAUUCGUUCGAUGAAGGACAUUGUGGAGCUGAAGCCCACCGAGAACCCUGGCUACAAGGGGCGCAAAGCCGACAAGGGUGACGAGUAUGUAGACCUCAGGGCUUCUAGGUUCAUCUGCCCGGUGGUUGGCCUGGAGAUGAACGGAAAGUACAGGUUUUGCUACCUCCGGCAGUGUGGCUGUGUGCUGUCAGAGCGCGCCCUCAAGGAAGUGAAAUCUGAAGUGUGCCACAAGUGUGCCAAGCCUUUUGAGGAAGAUGACAUUGUUGUACUCAACGGAUCGGACGAUGAUAUCGCUGUAUUGUCAGCACGAAUGGAGCUGCGUCGUGCGAAGGCAAAAGCUGAGAAGAAAUCAAAGAAGCGAGCAACAGACGGUGUGGAAGAUGGGAAGAAGAAAGUUAAAACAGAAAACGGAAGUGGCGAGAAGAAUUCUUCAGUUGUCAACGGUGGUGCGUCCACAAGCGGCGCUACGAAAUCUGAGGUCGGUGCUGCGACAAAAAUGAUUCUUCCGGAAAAAGCACGCCAAGGGUACAGCAUUGCCAAGGACCCAAACACAAGCGAGGCGUUCAAGUCCUUGUUCACCUCCCAUCCCAAGGCUCUCAAUCAACCGAAGCCUCACUGGGUUACACACAACCCGUUGUUCUACUAAACAACUGUACAUAUUUUGCGGGUCAAAGUUGUGAACUGAUGGCACGUCUUCAGAAGAUAUGUGAAAGCACGCAGUGAUUAUUAAAACAGAAGUGAAGCCGA